AUGAUACAUGCGGCGAAAGACCCCAAAGCAUCUACAUUGAGCCGGGAGUUCGAAGAUGAAGCCGAGCUUCUCUGGCGCGUUGAGCGAAGAGCCGACACCCUACCAGCACUUGCUGGCAUAAAUUUUCUGUUCUUGUCAACAGGCUCGCAUGGCAAAGACAAAAUAGCUCAACAGUGCAUCAACGAUGUUGCAGACAUGUCACGGAGAAUGAAGCUAUUCGACGUCCCAGAUAGACUCACAGCGGCCGAUAUUGCAUGCGACCCAGAAAUUGCCCAGAUCGCCACAGCGCAGACUGCGUGGGCCUCGUACAACCAUCUUUGCAUGCAGUCAGUAUUUUACCUAAAGGCGCCCAUUGAGACCCCACCAGCCAUCCCGAUACCCGUAUGCUCGCCAAACGAAGAAGCUCAGAUGCGGAUCGACCGGACUUUCCCAGCCUUCUCCGCAUUCUGGGUCAUUGCUUCAGAAAUAAUUUUUAUAUACCGUCAAGAAACGGAACGUCAUCCGCCAGCUGCAUUCGCAUACGCCAAGUAUCGGAAGUUGCUCUCAUGGGCGAACCAUCUCUCUGGGUUCAUGGUCCGCGGAGUGCAUAAUGAGGCACAUGUUCUCGUGUUUCACAUGUUUCUGCACGUCAUCAUCCUCGACAUCUUCCGCCCCUUCGUGCAGGAGGAGAAGCAACACGAUUUCCAAAAAUGGCACCAAUAUGUCAUGUCGCCCAACGCCAUCUUCGCUGCAUCCCUCAAACAGCUCAAGAGCCUCGUACUGGCCCUCAAAGCACAGUCGCCCUUAACAGUCACUUGGCACUCUGCGCUACUUUACGUUGCGAAUGCUUCAUUGAAGAACACGUCCGACCCCGAAUGGCGUUUCUACUUCAUGGCCUGCAUCGAUAGCUAUCAGCAGAUUUACCGCUCGUAUCCAGUGGUCUCCAUGGUAGUGCAAAGUCUGCUUAUGCUCGCGGUGCGUCAGAAGGCACUGACUGGCGCCGAGGCACGCGACGUGAUGCGCAAAGGGCCCCAGACGUAUCAGGGCGCGAUGGGCGGCUGGUUCGUCGUUGACCCCGAUAUGGCGCUCAAGGGUAGCGAGGACGCAAAUGCGGAUGUCAUUACGAGAGAGUUUGAUGACCUGAUGUUGUUUGAUGAGUUCACUGAGGACGUUGUCUAG
This is a messenger RNA of Didymosphaeria variabile, 1158 nucleotides long. RefSeq lists its product as uncharacterized. The record is from RefSeq and is a predicted model, not a curated record. Lineage: Eukaryota; Fungi; Ascomycota; Dothideomycetes; Pleosporales; Didymosphaeriaceae. The transcript is spliced from 3 exons. The coding region runs from base 1 to 1158 and encodes 385 amino acids.